This is a messenger RNA of Lemur catta (Ring-tailed lemur), 3736 nucleotides long. RefSeq names its product EPH receptor B6 (gene EPHB6). Lineage: Eukaryota; Metazoa; Chordata; Mammalia; Primates; Lemuridae. The transcript is spliced from 18 exons. Gene Ontology annotation, cellular component: plasma membrane; neuron projection. Bases 476 to 3526 code for a protein of 1016 amino acids. The record is from RefSeq and is a predicted model, not a curated record. Gene Ontology annotation, molecular function: ATP binding; transmembrane-ephrin receptor activity; protein binding. Gene Ontology annotation, biological process: central nervous system projection neuron axonogenesis; protein phosphorylation; axon guidance.
UGCGCUCUCUCCAGCCGCGGCUCCAGAGCAGCGGGCGGCGGGACCUGCGACCCAGCUCGGCUACUGCGAUCGCAACGCGGGGCCCCCACGAUCCCCCGGCGCCCCGCCUCCAGAGCAGCCCCUGCCGCCAGCGCCGGGUCCGCCCCGGAAUCCCAGAGACUCGCUGAGCCGAACGGACCCGGGCCGCGGGGGAGCGGGGUCCCUGGACCCGAGAGGACGCCCGUGGCGCCCCGGGAGCUCCGGGAGCAGCAGCUCCACCACGGGCCCUCGGGGGCGCAGACCUGCAGAGACUGCGGCCGGCGGGAAGGUGGCUGUUGGAGGCAGGGAGGAGAGUAAAUGAAGAGAAAGAACUGGAAUAACGCCUUCCAGAGAGGGAAGCACACUUGGCUGCACACCCCCAGCCUUGCGCAAGCGGCAGCCCCACCCGGGAGCAGGGUGGAGGCUGGGGCGAUGGUGGGCGCCCUGAAGAUGCCCCAUGGCUACUGAAGGGGCUGCCCGGCCAGGGAGCAGAGUGGCGGGCAUGGUGUGCAGCCUGGGGGUCCUGCUCCUGGUGUCUUCAGUUCUAGCCCUGGAAGAGGUAUUGCUGGACACCACGGGAGAGACAUCUGAGAUUGGCUGGCUCACCUACCCGCCAGGAGGGUGGGACGAGGUGAGCGUUCUGGACGACCAGCGACGCCUGACUCGGACCUUCGAGGCUUGCCACGUGGCAGGGGCCCCUCCAGGCACCGGGCAGGACAAUUGGCUGCAGACCCACUUUGUGGAGCGGCGAGGGGCCCAGAGGGUGCACAUCCGACUGCACUUCUCCGUGCGGGCAUGCUCCAGCCUGGGGGUGAGCGGGGGCACCUGCCGGGAGACCUUCACCCUUUACUACCGCCAGGCUGAGGAGCCCGACAGCCCUGGCAGCGUGCCAGCCUGGCACCUCAAACGCUGGACCAAGGUGGACACAAUUGCAGCUGAUGAGAGCUUCCCCCCUUCAUCCUCCUCCUCCUCCUUGGCGUGGGCGGUGGGACCCCACGGGGCUGGGCAGCGGGCCGGGCUGCAGCUGAACGUCAAAGAGAGGAGCUUCGGGCCUCUCACCCAGCGUGGCUUCUACGUGGCCUUCCAGGACACAGGGGCCUGCCUGGCCCUCGUCGCGGUCAGGCUCUUCUCCUACACCUGCCCCUCCGUGCUCCGGGCCUUUGCCUCCUUUCCAGAGACGCAGGCCAGCGGGGCCGGGGGGGCCUCCCUGGUGGCAGCCGUGGGCACCUGUGUGGCUCACGCAGAGCCAGAGGAGGAUGGAGUGGGGGGCCAGGCGGGGGGCAGCCCCCCCAGGCUGCACUGCAAUGGGGAGGGCAAGUGGAUGGUAGCCGUCGGGGGCUGCCGCUGCCAGCCUGGACACCAGCCCGCGCGAGGGGACAAGGCCUGCCAAGCCUGUCCCCGGGGGCUCUACAAGGCCCAACCUGGAGAUGCCCCCUGCUCACCCUGCCCGGCCCGCAGCCACGCUGCCACCCCCGCAGCGCCUGUUUGCCCCUGCCUCCAGGGCUUCUACCGCGCCAGUUCCGACCCACCAGAGGCCCCCUGCACUGGCCCUCCUUCGGCUCCCCGGGAGCUGUGGUUCGAGGUGCAAGGCUCGGCGCUCAUGCUGCACUGGCGCCUGCCUCAGGAGCUGGGGGGCCGAGGGGACCUGCUUUUCAAUGUCGUGUGCAAGGAGUGCGGAGGCCAGCAGGAGCCGGGCAGCAGCGGGAGCACGUGUCGCCGCUGCAGGGAUGAGGUCCACUUUGACCCCCGCCAGAGGGGCCUUACUGAGAGCCGAGUGUUAGUGGGGGGGCUCCGAGCACACGUGCCCUACAUCCUGGAGGUGCAGGCUGUCAACGGGGUGUCUGAGCUCAGCCCGGACCCUCCCCAGGCUGCAGCCAUCAAUGUCAGCACCAGCCAUGAAGUCCCCUCCGCAGUGCCCGUGGUGCACCAGGUGAGCCGGGCAUCCAACAGCAUCACAGUGUCCUGGCCGCAGCCCGACCAGGCCAAUGGCAACAUCCUGGACUAUCAGCUCCGCUACUAUGACCAGGCAGAAGACGAGUCCCACUCCUUCACCCUGACCAGUGAGACCAACACUGCCACCGUGACGCAGCUAAGCCCCGGCCACAUCUACGGCUUCCAGGUGCGGGCGAGGACCGCUGCUGGCCACGGCCCCUACGGGGGCAAGGUCUACUUCCAGACGCUGCCCCAAGGCGAGCUGUCCUCCCAGCUUCCAGAGAGACUGUCCUUGGUGAUCGGCUCCGUCCUGGGGGCCUUGGCCUUCCUCCUGCUGGCGGCCAUCACCGUGCUGGCCGUGGUCUUCCAGCGGAAGCGGCGCGGGACGGGCUACACGGAGCAACUGCAGCAGUACAGCAGCCCAGGGCUCGGGGUGAAGUAUUACAUCGACCCCUCCACGUACGAGGACCCCUGCCAGGCCAUCCGGGAACUUGCCCGGGAGGUCGAUCCUGCAUAUAUCAAGAUUGAGGAGGUCAUUGGGACAGGCUCUUUUGGAGAAGUGCGCCGGGGCCGCCUGCAGCCCAGGGGACGGCGGGAGCAGGCUGUGGCCAUCCAGGCCCUGUGGGCCGGGGGUGCCGAGAGCCUGCAGAUGACCUUCCUGGGCCGGGCGGCGGUGCUGGGCCAGUUUCAGCACCCCAACAUCCUGCGGCUGGAGGGCGUGGUCACCAAGAGCCGACCCCUCAUGGUGCUGACAGAGCUAAUGGAGCUCGGCCCCCUGGACAGCUUCCUCAGGCAGCGGGAGGGCCAUUUCAGCAGCCUGCAGCUGGUGGCCAUGCAGCGGGGAGUGGCCGCCGCCAUGCAGUACCUGUCCAGCUUUGCCUUCGUGCACCGCGCGCUCUCUGCCCACAGCGUGCUGGUGAACAGCCACCUGGUGUGCAAGGUGGCCCGUCUUGGCCACAGUCCUCAGGGCCCAGGUUGUUUGCUGCGCUGGGCGGCCCCGGAGGUCAUUGCACACGGAAAGCAUACAACAGCCAGCGACGUCUGGAGCUUUGGCAUAGUCAUGUGGGAAGUGAUGAGUUAUGGAGAACGGCCCUAUUGGGACAUGAGUGAGCAGGAGGUACUAAAUGCAAUAGAGCAGGAGUUCCGGUUGCCCCCACCUCCAGGUUGUCCUCCUGGACUACAUCUGCUUAUGUUGGACACUUGGCAAAAGGAUCGUGCCCGGCGGCCUCACUUUGACCAGCUGGUGGCUGCAUUUGACAAGAUGAUUCGCAAGCCAGACACCCUGCAGGCUGGCGGGGACCUUGGGGACAGGCCUUCCCAGGCCCUUCUGAACCCCGUGGCCCUGGACUUUCUCUGUCUGGACUCCCCCCAGGCCUGGCUUUCGGCCAUUGGACUGGAAUGCUACCAGGACAACUUCUCCAAGUUUGGCCUCUGUACCUUCAGUGACGUGGCUCAGCUCAGCCUGGAAGACCUGCCUGCCCUGGGAGUCACCCUGGCCGGCCACCAGAAGAAGCUGCUGCACAACAUCCAGCUCCUUCAGCAGCACCUGCAGCAGCCAGGCUCAGUGGAGGUCUGAGGCCCGGGCAGGAAGCUGUGGACUGACACUGCCCCAACCCUGCCCUGGACACAGGCCGAGAAGGGACAUGGGAGACAUGAGCCAGGCUCCCUCUCGGCCUCCGUGAGAGAUGCCCACAGCAAACCCAACUGUCCGACCUACCAAUGCUGCAUCUCCAGCCCUCUGCCCCUCCACCAGCCUCCCCACAUUAAAGGGAAAGAAGGGAAUUGG